This is a messenger RNA of Pseudoliparis swirei, 1501 nucleotides long. RefSeq names its product serine/threonine kinase 16 (gene stk16). The record is from RefSeq and is a predicted model, not a curated record. The transcript has 12 exons. Gene Ontology annotation, biological process: protein phosphorylation. NCBI's taxonomy places the organism in Eukaryota, Metazoa, Chordata, Actinopteri, Perciformes, Liparidae. Gene Ontology annotation, cellular component: cytoplasm; Golgi apparatus. The coding region runs from base 77 to 1378 and encodes 433 amino acids. Gene Ontology annotation, molecular function: ATP binding; protein serine/threonine kinase activity.
CGUGCGCUGGAGGCCAGCCUCCCUAAAAAGACAAGAAGAAGAAGCAGGACGACGAAGAAGAAGAAGAUGGAGAAAUAUGACAGCCCUUAACAACUUGGCGUUAAACAAUGUACCAGUCAAGAUGGGGCAGACCCUGUGCAUAUGCUCCCGUAGCUCGAUCGCCAUUGAGAACAAAACCUAUUACUUUGUCCAGAAACUAGACGAAGGGGGAUUCAGUUAUGUUGAUCUGGUGGAAGGGGCAAAGGAUGGGCACUUCUACGCCUUGAAGAGGAUCCUGUGCCAUGACCGGGAAGGCCACCAGGAGGCUCAGACAGAAGUGGAGAUGCAUCAGAUUUGUAAUCACCCCAACAUCUUGAGUCUGGUUGCACACACCUUUGUUGAUCGUGGAGGAAAAACUGAAGCCUGGUUACUUCUGCCUUAUAUCAGAAAAGGCAGUCUGUGGUCUGUUCUGGAGAAGCUAAGAGACAAGGGGAGCUCAAUGCCUGAAAAACAGGUUUUGAGAAUCCUGUGUGGCAUCUGCUCUGGACUCAAGGCCCUUCAUGAAAAAGGCUAUGCACACAGAGACCUGAAGCCCACAAAUGUGCUUUUGGAUGAGGAUGACAGGCCGCUUCUGAUGGACCUGGGCUCUAUGAACCGGGCCAGGAUUGAGGUGAGAGGAACCAGAGAAGCCAUGACUAUUCAGGACUGGGCAGCCCAGCGGUGCACCAUUUCUUACAGGGCUCCUGAACUCUUUAAUGUAGAGAGCCAGUGCAUUAUAGACGAGCGCACUGAUAUCUGGUCACUCGGCUGUGUACUUUACUGCAUGAUGAUGUUGGAGGGGCCCUAUGACAUGGUAUUUCAGAAGGGGGACAGCGUUGCCCUGGCUGUCCAGAAUCCAGUGACCAUCCCACAGUCUUGCAGAUACUCACAGGGCCUGCAGAUGCUGCUGAGCUCCAUAUUGGUGUCCAAUCCCCAGGAGAGACCCCACAUCAACUGGGUUCUUGACCAGCUGUCAAGGAAAAAGUCGGAAAAGCGGACAGAACAGGAGUGCCGAGUGCAGAGGACUUGCUUCAAUUCCCGGCAUGUAUCAUGCACCCAUGUACCCGUUAUCCGCGUUGGGCGGCCAGCACCCCGCGUUCGCAUACACCGGCUUCACGCAGCUAACACAUACCUACCCGGAGCACCUGAAGGCGGCUGCUAUGGCGGGAUCUCUGCCCCUGGAGCACUGGUUCCGCGCCGGGCUCAUGAUGCCACGUCUGCCAGAUUAUACCACGGGGCCCCAGGCCGGUCUGUUGGGGAAGUGCCGGAGGCCUCGCACCGCCUUCACCAGUCAGCAGCUGCUGGAGCUGGAGAACCAGUUCAAGCUCAACAAAUACCUCUCCAGACCCAAACGCUUUGAAGUGGCCACCUCACUCAUGCUGACCGAAACACAGGUCAAGAUCUGGUUCCAGAACCGGAGGAUGAAGUGGAAACGCAGCCGGAAGGCGAAGGAGCAGGCCUCCUCCACCUCUGCCCAGUCUGA